This is a messenger RNA of Diprion similis, 2660 nucleotides long. RefSeq names its product glutamine--fructose-6-phosphate aminotransferase [isomerizing] 2-like. Lineage: Eukaryota; Metazoa; Arthropoda; Insecta; Hymenoptera; Diprionidae. The record is from RefSeq and is a predicted model, not a curated record. The transcript has 15 exons. Bases 150 to 2225 code for a protein of 691 amino acids. Gene Ontology annotation, molecular function: carbohydrate derivative binding; L-glutamine:D-fructose-6-phosphate transaminase (isomerizing) activity. Gene Ontology annotation, biological process: fructose 6-phosphate metabolic process; carbohydrate derivative biosynthetic process; UDP-N-acetylglucosamine metabolic process.
GGACGGAGGAAGGCCUGGCAUAAAAAGUGUGCAACGAGCCGCGUAUCGGCUCAGAUGCCUGCAAGGCUGCAAGGAGUUAAUACCGUCUCGCUUUAUCGAGCUGCCCUGUACCUACGUGGCGCCUGAAAGAGUGACAACAAAUCGACAGCAUGUGCGGAAUAUUUGCAUACCUCAACUAUCUCACGCCGAAGAGCAGAAAAGAAAUUCUUGAGCUGCUUGUUGGCGGACUGAAGAGACUCGAAUACCGUGGAUACGAUUCAGCCGGCGUCGCACUCGAUUCUUGCGAUGGAAAGGACAUCGCCGUCAUCAAGAAGCAAGGAAAGGUUCAAGCGUUGGAGGACGAGAUCUUGAAAAACGAGAAGCUCGACUUCGAUGAAACGACGCUAAGCCACGUCGGAAUAGCUCACACUCGUUGGGCGACUCACGGAGUUCCAUCUGAAGUGAAUUCUCACCCGCAGCGUUCCGACAUCGAUCACUCGUUCGUAGUUGUCCACAACGGUAUCGUGACGAACUACAAGGAAGUGAAGACUCUGCUUCAGCACAGAGGUUACUGCUUCGAGAGUGAAACGGACACUGAAGUGAUCGCGAAGCUGGUUCAUCACCUCUGGACCCAGCAUCCGAACUACUCGUUUCGCGAAUUGGUCGAGCAAGUGAUCCAGCAAUUGGAGGGAGCUUUCGCUCUUUGCUUCAAGAGCAAACAUUUCCCGGGCGAGUGUGUCGCUACUAGGCGUGGAUCACCUCUCCUCGUUGGUAUCAAGACCAAAACUAGACUCGCCACCGAUCACGUACCGAUUCUUUAUGGCAAGGAUGACUUCCCACUCAAAGCCAAAGAAGGUGACACAACUCCCCAAGAUCAUCGCCCCCACGGACGAGGCUCGGAUUUGCCAAUUAUUCCACGCAGCGACAGCACGUCCGAGUUUCAACCCCUCGAAGACAAGGAGGUUGAAUACUUUUUUGCCUCCGACGCGAGCGCCGUGAUCGAACACACGAACAGAGUAAUUUUCCUUGAGGACGACGAUGUCGCCGCUGUGAAAGACGGAGCCCUCUGCAUCCACCGUCUCCGUCGCCUGAUGGACGACCCUCACGCUCGUGAGAUAUGCACGUUGAAGAUGGAAAUUCAGCAAAUAAUGAAGGGUAACUACUCCUACUUCAUGCAGAAGGAAAUCUUCGAGCAGCCCGAAUCGGUGGUGAACACCAUGAGAGGACGCCUCAAUUUCCAGGACAAUUCCGUCACUCUUGGCGGUAUCAAGGAUUACAUACCUGAGAUAAAAAGGUGCAGAAGACUGAUGCUUAUCGGGUGCGGAACGAGCUAUCAUUCGGCAGUGGCGACCAGACAACUGCUCGAGGAACUCACGGAGCUGCCGGUGAUGGUUGAACUCGCUUCCGACUUUUUGGACAGAAAUACACCGGUUUUCAGGGACGACGUUUGCUUCUUCAUAUCGCAGUCAGGCGAGACGGCGGACACCUUGAUGGCACUUCGUUACUGCAAGGGUAGAGGGGCGCUAAUUGUUGGCGUGACGAACACGGUGGGCAGCAGCAUUUGUCGCGAGUCUCACUGCGGUGUUCACAUAAACGCCGGACCCGAAAUCGGUGUCGCAAGUACGAAGGCUUACACGUCCCAGUUCAUAUCUCUGGUGAUGUUUGCUCUGGUUAUGAGCGAGGACAGAAUCUCUCUUGGAAACAGACGACUCGAGAUCAUCGAAGGACUCAAGAACCUCGACAAUCUCAUUCGCGAGGUUCUCAAGCUGGACGACAAGGUCAAGGAACUGGCGAAAUCGCUGUUCCAGCACAAGUCCCUUUUGAUUAUGGGUCGAGGUUACAAUUUUGCGACGUGCAUGGAGGGCGCCCUCAAAGUCAAGGAACUAACUUACAUGCACAGCGAGGGAAUAAUGGCUGGUGAAUUGAAGCACGGUCCUCUGGCUCUCGUCGAUGAUUCCAUGCCCGUUAUCAUGAUCGUCAUGAGGGAUCCCGUUUACGUGAAAUGCAUGAACGCCCUCCAGCAAGUGACAGCCCGAGAAGGAAGACCGAUAGUGAUAUGCGAGGAGGGUGACAAGGAGACGAUUGCUUUGGCCGAUAGAGUAUUGGAAGUGCCGAAGACCGUGGACUGCCUGCAAGGCGUCCUCACUGUCAUUCCGAUGCAACUUUUGUCAUUCCACAUCGCGGUGUUGCGUGGCUGCAACGUCGACUGUCCGAGAAAUUUGGCAAAGUCGGUUACAGUCGAGUAGAUUAGAGUAGUGUAGGACUCGUACGCAGGAUGAGGAUUUGCAAUUGGCGAUCAGGAGAGUCGGUGGAUCGUGGCCAAUGAUGAAUAACGAGGGGCUGAAUCCUGAGAGGCUGGCUUGUUUAUAUCAGCGGAUAGUGAUUGGCAGGCGUGUAUUUAUUAACGAAAAGAUUUGAAUCGGCGGGACUUUAAGGAGUCUAAGGAUAUACUAAGCAAACUUUGUUCCAUAAACGCGAGAGCGGCUGGUGUGGGGGAACAAUAUACGGGAAAUAUUUUAAAAAACGAUUUCUCCAUCACCGCUAAGACGAUUCGGUAAAAUUUCACGAAAAUCGGUUUCGAUUUGCAUAAGUACAGCCCAUCGUCGACUCAAAGUAAAUACUUGGCACUGAUUAACAUGUACGUGUCAAGUAUCGAAAUAUAACUAUUCCAAUACGUGAAG